AAUGCACUGCACCUGGCAUGUAUGCAUGGAGAAUUGGAGAUGGUUAAAUGGUUGAUACAUUCCUGUGCAUUAUCUCCAAAAAUUAAAAAUAAUAGAGGAGUCUCUCCAAUCCACAAUGCUAUAUGGGAGAGAUAUCCUGAGAUUGUAGAAUUCCUGGUAGAAUAUGAUGGUAGCCUGAUCUCAAGUUUAGAUGAGAACUCUGGUGAGUUUCCUCUCCAUGCUGCUGUGAGUCGGAAUAAACUAGAGAUUGCUCAAGUUCUUCUGAAACAUGGAGCUGAUGUACUCCAGCCGACAGAACAAGGCAUAUUGAGAGAAGGCCUCGAAGGACGAACUCCCUUACAUAUAGCUGUUGCGAAACAAUCCCUGGAAUGUAUUGAUGAACUAUUGAACUAUCUAGAUGUGGAUUCAGUUCACCCAGAACUGAACAAAACUCCAAUUCAGAUAUUUCUUGAGAUUGAUAAGUUUUAUGCCCGUAUGACGGAUCAUCAUGUAAUGCAGAUAAUGGAAAAAAUGCUUAGCAAAGUUGAUGAUUUGAUGGCUAAUUUUCCCGGGACCUCGGAAAAUCCACUUGAAAGCUGCAUCAGACUUGGAAAAAGUAAAUUGUAUUUUAAUGCUCUAAUCAAGUUGGGAAUCCAAAAAAUCAUCGAUGCUUAUGGAUCAAAUAGACAUAGAAUAAUAAAAUUCACACGCAGUCACCUGUCAGCAGCCUGCAGGGAGAAAAAUAUGGAUUUAUGCAAGGAAAUCAUUGCAUUUUUGAACGAAGGAACUACAUCUACGAAAAAACCUGAUAUUCAUGAACUUGAUCACAUCAUUCACUAUACUGUAAAGAAUCACCAUAUAUUCAGCAAGACAGCACUGAACUAUACAAAUCAGAAUAAUGAUAAAAUCAUAGGACUUGAGUUAUUACAGCUAGAGAAGCAGGUUCACCAGGACAAAAACAAAGGUCUUUACUGUAUAAAGGAGACCCUAGAUAGUGGUCCCCUUCUUUCAUGGAUAAUACAAACAUACAAAGAUUUUUUUCCAGAUAAAAACAAAUCGAAGACCAUUGGUAUUGCUGUCUGGACGUUUAUAAAGGUGGGGCUCCUUUCUUUUCUUCCUCUCCUUUUUGAUCUCAUCUCAGACAUUAAUCUUGCCUCUGACUAUGCAAGGUUUGGUUUCAGUAAUGAAACUGUUGCCAAUGAAGAGAUUAUCUGGAAUUGUACUUCCUCUGUAAAUUCUUCAGCUCUGGAUUCUUCAUGCUUUAAAAAUAACUCCUAUCUCAAGAUUGACGAACUUUAUACAUCUGCUUAUUGGACAACUUGGACAAUUCUAUCAGUUACACUACUUCUCCAUUUGGCUAUAAUAAUAUGGUAUAAUGAAGAUGAUGUAUCCUUUCUUAAAAAUUUCAUAAGAGUGGAAAACAAAUACACUGCACGGGUAAUCCAAUUUGUAAUGGUUUUUUUUGGAAAACUCUUAUGGCCAUUUCGACACAUUUAUUUUGAGGUGAAAUACAAUUGUGCAGAAAAGAAAACAGAGCUGAUUAAUUCAACCAAUGAGAGCAAGACUAUCUGGAAGCUCAUUAAAUCUGUAGAGAGUGGGCUAGAGAACAGUAUCCAGCUGUUGUUGCAAAUAUGGCUGCUCAAGCCAUACUUUGCAGAUAUAAUGAGAUGGAGUAUCCCUGAACUUCUUCUGAGAACCAUGUCUGGAAUUCUGUAUAUUCUUACAUUUGGAUUGUACUCUUCAUGCCAACUCGAGAAGAUGUUGGGAAAAACUGUGUGGUCAACAUUAUCUAUUGGUAUCAGCAUUGCUCUAUUGAAAGCGGAUAAACCGGCACGCAUGGAAUUAUCACAAAUUAUUCCAAUAUGUUUAAGUAUUCUGUGUCAAGUUAUUACUAGAAUUUUUAUAUUUCGCAAUUUAACCCUUGUGGAAUCUGUGACACCGCUGAUCAUAUUUACAUCUCUACAUUUUAUCUUUGUCUUCAUUAUCAAGAUAAUGAACACAACUAAAGAAAUAUGGUCUACAAUCAAAGAUUUGUUCAGAAUCUUUAUAAGUGGUGUAUGCUCAUUAGUAGUUUUAACACAUUUGGAAAGUGGAGAAACCUUCUUUUCACAGACAGCGUUCUUUAUUCUAAUAGCCAUUGAAAAUCUUGUGAUGAUGCUACUUCCUGUGAUAUUCCCUUCUUUAUACCCAGAGUAUACCUGCUAUCCAUACCAGAGUCAUAUCAAUGGAAUUAUUUGUGUUUUCGUUUUGUGGUUUUUUGGAAUAGUAUUCCAGAUUCUCCACUACAAAAUGGCACAUCAAUGGUCAGAUUUAAAUGGAGACAAUGUUAUAAAAAGAGUAAAAGGAUGGUUCGGAUGCAGAGAGGAAGAAAACAGAAACCAAAAUGAGAUUCUCCCCUUGCUUAUUUUAUAGAGCAACACAUCUACUCAAGCUACAGGUCUAGAAAAUGUGGAAAGAUGUGGGAAGGUAACUGUUAAAACCUGCACAUUUUUAUAGUUACAAGUCGUAUCUAAUUCAAUAGUUUUGGAGAUAAUAUGGAUCCAGUUAUUGCUUCAAAUCAAUAUGAAAACUAUUAAUGUUUGUAACAGGUCCUGUAUAUAAUUAUUAUUUUGUUCUUUGAAUAACGUAUUUUGGAAACUGUGAUUGCUACAAGAUCAAUAUGAAAACUACUCAUUUCAGUAACAGGUCCUAUAUUAUUAAAUAGUUUUUGGAUAACUAUGAUUUGGAAUCUGUUAUUAUCACAGACUGAUCAUUAUAAACCUAAACAGGUUCUAUCUUGGUUCAUAGCUGCUUGGAUAACUAUAAUUAUUGCUACAAGAUCACAAAAGACGAAUCAAUUGUCUUCAGCUGAUCCUAUCUUGGUACAAAGUUCUAGGAGAACUAUGAUAUGGAUUUAAUUAUUGCUACAAGAUCACAAGAGACUAUAAAAUGUUUAUAUUACUGUAUCUUCUACUAGUUGUUGGAUAACAAUAUUGGAACCAGUUUUAACCAUAAGAUUGCCCCAGACUAGUCAUUAAAGACUUAAAUGGACUGUUUUUAUCAUUUCAAGUGACCAAUCAUUUAAAGAAGUGGCAUUUCCGAUUGACAAUGAAACCUUUAAAACCUUUAU
Messenger RNA from Eurytemora carolleeae, 3088 nucleotides. RefSeq lists its product as uncharacterized. The record is from RefSeq and is a predicted model, not a curated record. Lineage: Eukaryota; Metazoa; Arthropoda; Copepoda; Calanoida; Temoridae. The transcript has 4 exons. Gene Ontology annotation, molecular function: protein binding. The coding region runs from base 22 to 2391 and encodes 789 amino acids. Gene Ontology annotation, cellular component: membrane.